AGCUGCUGCAGUUUGGAUGCGCUGGUGCGCAAAGAUGCACUGAUGUAAGAAUUACCAAGAGGAACCUCAGUGUGUAGAUAAGGAAUGUGACGCACACUCAGUGCUGCGCACCAAACCCAUCUCAGAGCCAGCAACCCAAAUCUUUCCUCCCACAGCCUCUCUGUGCUGUUCGCGGAGCGGCCACCCGCGGGGCCGUGUUUUGCUGCGUGCUGCCGGAGGAGGAGCCGUGCCCGGCCCAGCGGGGCAGCCCGUCCUGCCCGAGUUGGGCUGCCGUGCUCCCGCUCCGCGUAUUGCACGGCUGCAGGAAGUGAGCUCACAGCUCCGCACGGAGGGACGCAGCCCGUGGGCGCACAGCCCGGCAGGGCGCAGGCACCGCGCGGCCAUGGGUCGGGUUGCGCUGCUGUCCUGCCUGGGGCCGCUCUGCUGCCUCCUGCUGCUGCUGCUGGGGGGCUCCGCGGGGCUGGGGAGCCGUGGGAAGCAGCGGGGGCCGCCGGAGCGUCAGACGGAGCCGGCACCGUGGGGCAGAGCGAGGUACGAGGCGGUGAAGAAGCAGCUGCGAACCGUGUGAGCGCUCUCCAAGCAGUACUGGCAGUACCUGGCUUGCAAGGUGUGGCAGGAGGGCUGCGGGAAGGAGGAAAAGAGCAGCCCCGGGCCAGGCUGGAGUUUGCCUCUGGUGGGCCAGGAUUACCUGGAGAUCCUCUCUACCUGGUACUGCAGUUUUGGCAAGUGCUGUGAGACAGGAGACUGCAGGAUCAUCAACAACAUCACAGGGCUGGAACUGGAUCUCCACGAGCAGCUCCAUGGGCAGCACUUGGCCAAAGAAGUUGUUAUCCGGGCGGUGCGAGGGUUCCUGCAGAGCCCACAGCCACAGAAGGCGCUGGUCCUCUCCUUCCAUGGCUGGUCCGGCACAGGGAAGAACUUUGUGGCCCGCAUGGUGGCUGCUCACCUGUACCGGGACGGGCUGAGGAGUGAAUGUGUCAGGGUGUUCAUCGCGCUCUUCCACUUCCCCCACCACAACUACGUGGACUCCUACAAGGUUCAGCUGGAGAAGCAGAUACGUGAGACUAUGCAGCACUGCCAGCAGUCGCUGUUCAUCUUCGAUGAGGCAGAGAAACUUCAUUUCGGCCUCCUGGAUGUCAUCAAGCCCUUCAUGGCUCGCUCUGACAAGGGCCAGAAGGAUAAUCGGAGAUCCAUCUUCCUCUUCCUCAGCAAUAUUGGUGGCAGUGCCAUCAACGAGGUCACCCUGGGCUUCUUGCGAGCUGGACGGGCACGGGAGGAGAUCCCCAUGGAGCUCCUGGAGCAGCAGCUGCGGCUGGAGAUGCUGCAGCUUGCAGAGAAUGGUUAUGCCCGCAGCCACCUCCUUGAAGAGAACCUUGUUGAUUUCUUCGUGCCAUUCCUGCCUCUGGAGUACCACCAUGUGAAGCUCUGUGCACGGGAUGCCUUCCUGGCCCGUGGACUUCCCUACACAGAGGCAGCCCUGGAUGAGGUUGCCAGUAUGAUGGUGUUUGUCCCCAAAGAGGAGAAGCUUUUCUCUGCACAGGGCUGUAAAUCUGUAUCACAGCGCAUCAAUUACUUCCUUCCUUGAACACCAGGUGGGACUGCAUCAUCCCUGGUGAAGGUGAUUCCGUACACCAGGAGCUGCUCUCCUUGCACGAGGUCAGGCAAGCAGGUCACCCCCUGCACAGGGGCAGAAACUGAACUCCAUGUUACCCCAAGGGCUGCUUACAGGGAAGGCAGCACAUCCUGCCCAGCCUCAGGGUUGGAGUGCCAGCAGGAUGAGCUCAGCUGGGUUUUUAAGACCACAUGGUGUUUCUCACUCCCUCUUUCCACCCUGAAGCAGAAGUUUGGUUGUGCUGACAGGUGCUUACUUAGUUUCAUGUGAGUGGGGGUAUCAUCAGUUUGUUUCUACUUAGCGAGGGCCCAGGCCAGACUGAUCCAGUCCACAGCUUCCUCAGUCACAUACAGAAAGCAACUGCUUCAUCUCUACCAGCGUAGAUGUUAAAUGAGAUGUUAAAUCUACAGCCUUUUGCUCUGGAGUGACCUUCCCUCCCCUCUCUUGGUCUUUUGUUCCGUGGAAGCAGCUGUGGGACAAGGUGAGCUCCUGCUGAAAUCACUUCUCAGCCAUUUGGUGAAGAGCACGUUUACUGCAUUGCAGGACCUGGUUUGGGGAGAGAUGGACAUGGGCAAAGGGCAGCUGAGGAGGACAGUGGGUGAAAGAACAGGUUGCAAUUGAAUUCUGGUUUUCAGAGCUGGAAUAAGAUGGUUUUUUUUCUUUUCCCCCCACUAUGCUGUGGGGUUUUGGCUGGUAUCAGCAUUACUACACCAAGGAGCUGUUUGCUGUCUGGGUACUUGCCAGGUGAUAAGAAUGUUAGGGCAGGACCGAAAUAUUUCAACAGUGAUACAGGAAUCGCUUUGUGACCUGUAGGUCAAAACUCCCUUCCAACACAGCUGCUGCACAUCGAGGUGAAUCAGCAGCUGCCAAGGACGGCUCGGCUUCCUCAUGUGCAGACCUUUGAUCUAUUUUAAGUCUGGAACCUCUCAGCAGUGCCAGUGCUGAGCUGCACCGCUGCAGGGACAGGCUGAGCACUGCUCUGCAGCCUCUGAGGUGCAGAUCUAAUCUGAUUGUGUGAUCCAAGGCAGGGAGCUGAGCCGGCUGCUCAUCUUCUUCUCUCUGUACUAAGUUAGCUUAAGCCUGGCUGCUGUCUCAAGGCCGGACCUAAGUGUUAUGUCUACUUUUAUCAGGCUCAUGGAUGGUUGUUUGAUCACACUCAUCAGUCCUAGAAACAGCACAGAGGUGCCCAAGGGAAGGCAGCUCUUCAGUGCGGACAGAACAGCACAGUCCAGGCUCUGCUUUACAACCAGCUGAUCUGCUUGGUCACUUGUGUAAGCCAGCGUGAGGUCUGUAGCUUUUUAAGUAACUGGCUUUGGGUGAGCACAGUGCGGGUUCAAAUGUGCUUUAAACAGAAAAUAAAGCAAUGUCUAGGCAAGGGGUUGUGGUUUUUUGCCAAUAAAAUAUUGCAACCUUUAUUUAAAACAAAAUGCAAAUUGGCAAAACUUUGUGGAACGACAGGCAAAGAGGCCCUUCCGAGGGCCCUAUUUACAUCAAGUUUAACACUGUUCGUAGUUCACAGUCAGACGAUAGUGAGAGAAUUAAAUUAGAAAAACAACCAAAAUAUAUUACAAUAACAAUUAAAAACAAAACAGUUGA
Molecule: messenger RNA, 3208 nt
Organism: Coturnix japonica (Japanese quail)
Lineage: Eukaryota; Metazoa; Chordata; Aves; Galliformes; Phasianidae
Source: RefSeq, a predicted model, not a curated record